Nilaparvata lugens (brown planthopper) is the source of this 7326-nucleotide messenger RNA. RefSeq names its product anoctamin-1. The transcript has 18 exons. Gene Ontology annotation, molecular function: chloride channel activity; protein dimerization activity. NCBI's taxonomy places the organism in Eukaryota, Metazoa, Arthropoda, Insecta, Hemiptera, Delphacidae. Gene Ontology annotation, cellular component: plasma membrane. The record is from RefSeq and is a predicted model, not a curated record. Gene Ontology annotation, biological process: chloride transmembrane transport. Bases 308 to 3262 code for a protein of 984 amino acids.
CGUCGUCUGCUCUGGUACUGUGUAGUUCUAGAGGUAGUGUGCUGUAUUCUUGGUCUUUUAACAAGUGUUAUUCAAGGAUCAGGGUCUAUUUGAGUGUUCCAAAAAUGCGGGUUGAUAGUUUAUAAAUAAAUUAAACCAUAAUAUAAAACACAUAGCUUGUUUUUGUGCACAAUAUUCAGUAAUAAUGCAAUUAAAUCGUUGGCUGUAUCGACGCGGUUCAUUGCAUUUGAGUGGUAGUGAGAUGCAUUUUAUUACCGAGAGCGGACAGUUUUAAUGCUGAGAAAGACACAUUUUGCAGGUGGCGAAUAUGGAUGAAGAUAAGGAGGAACCUCUCACACCGACUCAUGUUGACGUCAAAUCGAACUUUAUCAACGCUAACAGUGUCUACCACAGUGCCGAAGAAGUAGAUGAUAAUAGUAACAAUUGCCAACAAUCUUCAAACUAUGCAGGUAGCUGUUUGUACUUCAGUGAUGGAGUUAGAUCGAUUGAUUUUGUGUUGGUGUGGGAUGAAAGUUACACCCAGUCCAUGGACGAGAAUGCCGUUGGAAAGAGACAAGUAUUUGAAGACAGCCUGAAAGAAGAAGGCCUAGAACUAGAAUAUGAAGAUACUCAAGGAGGAGGAUUGCAUUUCAUCAAAAUACAUGCCACUCUAGAGGUUUUGAGAAGAUAUAGUGAAAUUCUAAAAUUUAGAAUGCCUAUGAAAAAGGAAUUAUGUACAAUGCACAAACAAGUUAAGCAGAAUCGCAUUUUACAAGCGACCACGUUCUUGACUGGGAAGGAGGGGGAAAUGUACUGGGCAACUGACCUGUAUGAUAACUUGAUACCCACGCUCCAUGAACGAACAUGGUCAGCUAUUGACUCCGUAACAGAUGUGUUCAGUAAGUUUAUGAAAAACUAUGUGUAUGUAGAUAAAAAAGUAUUUCCCGAUAGAGGGAGGACGUUUACUGCAGUCUACAGUAGAGAUAAGGAAUACUUAUUUGAUAUACAUUCUAGUGAUUUUUUUACUCCGGCAGCGCGCUCUCGUAUAGUGCAAUUUAUUUUAGACCGUUCCUCUUUUAACAAGGACAAAACUGACGUCUUCCACUUUGGAAUAGAACGACUCGUUGCCAGUUAUGUGUACAGUGCUGCUUAUCCACUUCAUGAUGGUGACCUGAAAACGCCAGGCAGCAUGAGAUACCUGCUGUACACAGAGUGGGCGUCGAUCAAGAAGUGCUUUCGCUACCAGCCGAUCGACCACAUCAAGAACUACUUCGGCAUCAAGAUCGGCCUCUACUUCGCCUGGCUCGGCUUCUACACACACAUGCUCACCUUCGCCUCUAUCGUCGGCCUGCUCUGUUUCAUCUACAGUACAAUUACGCUUCAUGACAAUGAUCCUAGUCAAGAUAUUUGUAACCAGAAUCUUAGCAUUAAGAUGUGUCCAUUAUGUGAUCGUUUCUGUGAUUAUUGGGAUAUUUCCGAGACCUGUUUCCACGCAAAAGUUACUUAUUUAUUCGAUAACAAUACUACUGUGUUUUUCGCCGUCUUCAUGUCAUUUUGGGCGACAAUGUUCCUGGAACUGUGGAAACGGUACUCGGCGGAGAUCACGCACCGGUGGGACCUGACAGGGUGGGACACGCAGGAGGAACACCCGCGACCCCAAUACCUGGCGCGGCUGGCGCAUCUCAACACGCAGGCGACGCGGGUCAACAUCGUCACCAACACGCUAGAGCCGAAGGUGCCCUUUUGGACCAUCCGAUUUCCUGCCACACUGCUCAGCUUCUCUGUCGUUCUGCUCUUGGUUACCUUAGCGUUAGCCACCGUGCUGGCAGUAGUGCUGUAUAGAAUGUCGGUUUUGGCCGCCCUCAGUGUGUAUGGAGACGAAGUGAUCACUAGCUAUGCAAUUCUCUUCACCACGGCUACUGCUGCUUCCAUCAACCUCACUUGCAUUUUCCUCUUCAAUUGGGUUUAUGGUUGGCUGGCCGAGUACCUGACUGAGUUGGAAAUGUUGAGAACGCAGACCGAAUUCGACGAUUCACUCACCUUGAAAAUGUACCUUCUUCAGUUCGUUAACUACUAUGCAUCUAUAUUCUACAUUGCAUUUUUCAAGGGAAAACUAGUGGGCUUCCCGGCAGCCUAUAAUAGGAUACUGGGCACUAGGCAAGAAGAGUGUGGUCCAGGAGGCUGUCUGACUGAACUCUGUAUCCAACUAGCAAUUAUUAUGAUUGGAAAACAAGCUAGUAAUACAGUUAUCGAAAUGCUAUAUCCACUGGCGUGGAAAUGGUGGAAUUCGGUGCAGCUGAAGAGGAGAAGCAUGAAGCGAGGCCACACCCAGUGGGAACAGGACUACAAGCUGGUUGAUUGGGGAUCGCAGGGUCUAUUUGCCGAGUACCUCGAAAUGGUGUUGCAAUACGGUUUCGUGACGAUCUUCGUGUCGGCGUUCCCGUUGGCACCACUGUUCGCUCUGCUGAACAACAUCCUGGAGAUGCGUCUGGACGCCAAGAAGCUGCUCACCUUCCACCGACGCUUCGUGUCGCAGCGCGUUCGCGACAUCGGCGUCUGGUUCAAGAUACUCAACUCGGUCGGCAAGCUGGCCGUCAUCACCAAUGCCUUCAUCAUUGCGUUCACCAGUGAUUUUGUGCCGCGUACUGUCUACACGCUCAUGAUAAGUGAUACACACUCGUUGGAGGGAUUCCUCAACAAUUCGUUGAGCUACAUGAAUACUAGUGACCUCGACCUCGAUUCUCCGCCCAAGACUAAGAUUGAUUAUUGCAGGUAUUCAGAUUACAGAGAACCGCCCUGGAAAGAUAAUAAAUACGAACGGACAAAUAUGUAUUGGAGAGUACUGGCUGCUAGGCUUGCUUUUGUCGUGAUAUUUGAGAACGUGGUCGUAAUGGUUGUCCUUUUCGUGCAAUGGUUAGUGCCCGACAUGCCAUCUAGAUUGCGCGACCAAAUCCACCGCGAGAACUACAUCACCAACGAGAUCAUAAUCGCGCAGGAGGCGAAGCGCGCUCGUCACAACUCGUCCAUCUUCAACUCUGUCGAAGACAUGAAGCAGGUGUUCUCGAGAAUCCGACAUCUCAGCGAAAACCGCGAGGACAGAGCUGACCUGCUGAAAGACAAGGAUGACGAUGACGGCGACGAUGCUGAAGGUGGUCUCAAAAAGUCCAACGGUAAAGUCCAAAGUCCGCAGGAGAGUUUGAAGUUCACGAAGGAAGAGAUCAAAGACGCGGUCCUGGUGCAUAAACCUGAGAAUUUGGGGGAGAUUUCUGAAGUGUCUGUGUGAUAAGUAAAUUCAAAAUUCUACGUCGUCUUUGUUUGGAAAAUUGAUAUUUUGAUAAGAUAAAAAUUCACUAGAGAACUAAGCACUUCUGCUUGGACCAGAGAAUCUCUCAAGUAUCUGUGUGAUCUUAAUUUUAAAAAUUGUUAACGGGUUUCUCAAGGAUACUCGGUAAAUUGAACACUGAACGAAUUGUUCUCCUCAUUACCGUACCAAGAAUGAUACUAUUUUUUGGUAGAUUAGAAAUUCACCAAAUACUGGACACUAAAUUCAUUUAAAGAUACUAAAUUAAGUUUAGAUACUUGAAAACUGAAGGUUGUUAGAUACUAAAUAAUUUAAGGUUUUCAGAUACUGAAUUACUGAAGGUUAUUAGAUACUAAAUUUACUAAAGUAAUAGAAGACGAUCUGAAAAUCUUAAUGAAAUCUGUGUAAUGUGGAUUCAAAAUUCAGAAAAGUAGUAAUCGAUUUUCAAAACGGGUUUUCUCAAGAAGAUAUUAUUUGCUAAAUUUUAAAAUCGCCAAAGAAAAUAUAUAAGAUGUUGUUCUUGGACACAAACCUGAAAUAUGUUUUGUAAAAAAUAUCUUAGGUGUUUCACAUCUAUUCGCUGUAAAUUCAGAAUUCAAAUUUCUGCCUUAAGAAUUCAAAUAAGUCUUUCUUAAAGGAGAAAAAUGAAUGACAUUGUAGAAAUAGAAUGUUGCCAGUAAUGAAGUCCUUUAUCACCAACCUGGCAAUUCGGGUAAAACCUCAAGUAUCUUUUUGAUAUUUUUUUGGAAAGCUGUUUUAUUGUUUUACUCGAUGAGUGCUGUUUCUUCGAGUAUAGAUGAAAGUGAGAUUCGUGAAUGAUUAGCAAAAAUUCUAAAUUUACCAAUAAUGGUAGCUCUUGAAAACUUGACAAUUUCAGUGAAAUUUUAUUCGCUAUUUUAUUGUUUUAUUGAAUGAAUGCUGUUGAUGAGAAUACACAUGGAAUUUAGUUAUUGGACAUGGACUUGUACCAUGAUAAACUCCCACACUAUUGUGAGAUCCACGUUAUAAUGGCAGUAUUUUUUAACAUUGGUGUUACUAUCGUUGAAUAUUAUGUAACAAAGCAGCGCUAUCCUUCUACACCUCCGCAACGUUGCCAGACCGUUUUUUAACAAUGUAGAAAAGAAAAAACUUGUAGUACCCUUUAUUAAAAACUUUAAAAUAUUUUAAUCACUAGUUUAAUGAAAAAUAUACAAGUUGAUAUUUUCACAUUUUACUUGAAAAUGACCUAUGGUCGAAACUAGUCGUUAAAAUAUUUUAAAGUUUUCAAUAAUGGGUACUACAAGUUUUUAUAUUGAUUUUAUUAAUUUCAAUAAAAUUAGCCCAUUGAAACAUUACUCUCUUUUAAAAGCUUAUUCUUUUAUUUUCUAUAUUAUUAUUACAGAUUGAAUUCACGAACAUCAAAGAUAGAAUGAAGCGUUUUUCAAUCGAAUUAAUCUCAAUUUACUGUGAUUAGAUAGAACAUUUCUGUAUGGACUAUGAAUGUUAUUUUAGUUUCUUCUAUCGUAAUAAAUGUUUUAUGCUUUUGUUCUCCAGAGCGAAGCUCGGUCCCCGUUAUUAAACGUUUAACCAGACAAACCAGCUGUUUACUUGGUAAUCCAAUAUCGAUAUUAAUCAAUAUAUGAUAUUGAUAUUACUAUCGAUACAUCAAUAUCGAUAUAUUAUUAUUGUUGACAUUGCGAUACAAUCAACUAACUGUAACAUUGCACCAUUAUUAAGUAAAGUGUUUUUAAUCAUCAAAAUAUCUAAUAUCAAUUAUGAAUAUUCAUUAUUAAAUUAUAAUUUCUUGACAAAUAAAAUAUAGUCGAUAAAAUUUUCAACAAGAACUAACAGUUGAUUUGUAUUCCGUAGAAGGCAGAGAAUCGGCAACGCUGUUCUUCCAUCUUUCUCCACUGCCAUUAUAACGUGGACCUCACAAUAGAAGUGUGAAUCAGAUACUUGAUUUGAAUCUAGUGUGCAAGAGCCUUUUUCCUAAACUACUUUUUUUAAUUGAAUUUUCAGAUUCUCAUUUUACAAGAUCUUGGAGACAGUCUCUUGAAACUUAAGAAUCUCUGGGACCCGUUUCAUGACAAAUUAACAUAUUACAAUCACAAAAUAAAAAUAGAAACCCUCAUAAGAUUUUUCACAUCCUAGAAUCUCAUAAAUUUGUUACUAAUUCUAGUUUGCAAAGAGUUUUACAUAAUAGCCUUAAAGUUACUACUUUGAAAAAUAAUAUCUACAGAAAACCUACUUCAAGAUCACACACUAUUAGACAAGUGAAGACAAGUAUAGCACGGCUUGCUAUGUGGUUGAAAUUGGUAAUGUCAAUCAAUUUUCCUGUUUAGUAUUAAAGAACGUCUAUUUACUAAGUAACUGAUCUUAUAACGUGAGAUUGUUGGAUGAUUCAGUGAAAUUCUUUUUAUUAAUGAUUAUCAAUGCUUCAAUCAUUAACAUUUUUAAUUUUCUGUUUUUUUUUCAUAUAAAUGACAAUCCGUUUAGUGUUGAUAACUACCUUUAUAACUUUCACUGCUGCUAAUAAUGAUUAGAAUGAAGUAACUGAUUGUUAGGUUUGAAAUUAUUCUAGUUCAAUUAUGCUGAAAUUACCAACUACUCAUAAGAACAUUAUGAUUGGUAGUUGUAAAAUAAAAAUAUUUUAUGAGAAACCUGGUCAAAGGACAAACUUUAUUAGUCUAUAAGAAAUAUAUUAUAUUAUUGUGUGAAUGUUAUCAAUUACAGUAUUUGAGUGUACUGUGUUUCAAUAUGGUGCUUUUUCAAUAUAAGAAUUAUAUGUGUUUUGAUUUAAUGUGUUGUUUGAAUAGAACUUUUUAAAGAAUUGUUAUUAAAUCUACUCAUAGGCUAGGGAAAGCAUUUGUCACAAUUUUAAUUGUUUAUUAAUGUAUUCAUCUUCAUGAUAUUAUGGAUAAGGAGUACUUCACAACUAGGAAUGUUAUAAUAAAAGUAGCUAUGAAUUUGUUAAAUAUUGUUACAGCUUUAAUCCUGCAAAUCAACCGUGUUAACUUUCUAAUAUCUCUUGAAAUCGAUUACCAUAAUCUAAUAUCUACAAUUUUCAUAGUUUUGUAUUUUUUUAGAUUCUAUAAAACAUUUUAAAUUAUGCAGUUCAUUCGAAUUAAACGAGUUGUAGUUUUAAAUUACAGUUUUUAAACGAGCAGCAAUUUUUUAAUUUCUACAAUUUUCAUAGUUUUGUAUUUUUUAGAUUUUAUAAAAAAUGCAGUUAUUUGCAGUUCAUUUGAAUUAAACGAAUUAAUGAACGAAUCAAAUUAAAAUUAAUGAACGUGAAAAAUUAUUCUCGUUCAUUUAUCUUAUUUAUUCUAGAGAUAUCCUUCAUUACUCUUGUAAAGUAAAAAUUUGAAAUCGUCUCAGUUACGGUAUUAUAUUUAAUAAAUUACCUUGUGAAUAAUGGUAGCUAUUUUGGCAUCUUUUAGAAUCUCAUGCCAAUAAAUUUUCAUUUUUAAAAUUGCCAUGCUCAAUCUUGGCUAUAUUCACAAAAAUUAAUUCAAUCAGUUUCUCUCAAUCAAAAUUUUUGAAUGGAUAUUAUGCAGUGUGGUUAGUUUAGAAAGCCGAAAUUACCGUAAAAAUAAUUAAUUUUGUUUGGUUUUUAUAUUGCCAAGAAAAGGACAACUGCAAACACUGAAACUCAAUACAAUUAUUAUCCGUAUCUGUUGUUUUGUUCUAUGUCUUACUGUGUGGCUCAUGAUAUUUGUUAUUUAUUUUAUUAUUCAUACAUUAAUCACGUACCGACAGUGCCAUUAAAGGAUUAAACAUUAAGUUACCAAUCUAAAAACGAGUACUACAUUGCCUUUCUAGUGAAUUACUUGGAAUGUUGUUGUAUGUACUUAUCUGACUACAAUGUUGCUACUACUGUAACUUGUUACUAAACUAAGGACAUUUCUUCUAACUGUGUUAUUAGUGCCUGUCUAGUCAUUAUUUCUUCAAUUUUUCUUUGAUUAUUUUACGUUCAACCAUUUUAUAUAUAAAUAAACACUCGAUUGUACAUAAUAUGUGUGUUCUUUUUUGUAAAUAAAAUGAUACAGUAUCGGUUAAAUGGAGUA